This is a messenger RNA of Hibiscus syriacus, 681 nucleotides long. RefSeq lists its product as uncharacterized. Bases 1 to 681 code for a protein of 226 amino acids. The record is from RefSeq and is a predicted model, not a curated record. The transcript has 3 exons. Lineage: Eukaryota; Viridiplantae; Streptophyta; Magnoliopsida; Malvales; Malvaceae.
AUGGACUGUCCAUUUUUGCAGCUAAGCAAUAAUCAUGCUUGCUUGAAUGAAUUUGAUGGUGGCGAUACGAGUGAUGUGGAGGAUUUACUUGACCAAGGACAUCAAAGCAAACCUCCAGUAAACUGUUUAGGUAAGUCUGCAUCAUUUCCUUCUCGUUUCUCGCCGCCCGAAGAUGAUGAUGAUGAUAUUGAAACUUCGUUGAGGUGGAUAUUCUGCGAGGACUCGGUUCAAUCACCCUGCUCUCGUUCAAUUUCUUUGCCGACUCCAUUAAAGCUAGUGUCUGCCCUUAAAGGCAGCCGUGGAAAACAGGGUUUACCGACAAAGGAGCUGAGAGUGACAUGGGCCUCUGAUGUGUACGAUCCUCUGCCGACAUCCGUAUUGCACACGGUCAGAGCCAAAAAGCAGAAGUCGAAGAAGAUCUAUGACAAGAAGAAACAUGGAAAGAAAUCGAAGAAGAGCAACAACUCCUCACGUGGAGGUAAUGGAGGCUGUAAAAGCAACAAACACUUCCGCAGAGGCAGCAGUGCCUCUGCGAGUUCGGAUAGGUGGUAUGACUAUAAACCACUCGAGGUUGACACCUCCGGAAACCUUAAUGUUUUCAAGGCUGGUAGUACAGACCCGUAUUGUGGUACCAGUUUUCUGAAAACAUCACCAACUACGAUGCACUACUCUGUGGCGUAG